UAUCAUAUAAUAAGUAAAAAGAAAGUGUAAGAGACGAUUUUCUUUUGCUUCAAAAACCUGAAUUUUUUUUGGUUUGAAGCAUAUCAACAACCUCAAUCAUGUUAGACUAAAAGUUCUAAAGAUCGAGUAAUUUCUUCUCAGGUUUCUUUCACGCAAGCAAGAGUGUGACACGAGUCUUAAAGGUCACGUGAAUCCCUUUACCAGGUGUAGCCAAAACUGGACAAUGAAUAUAGGUUGAUUCAGUUUUGAAGACGAUAUAGAUGUGACGAAGGAAAGAAGGGAUUCUCCAUUACCAUAAAAAGGAGUGGAACUGAGAAAAAUGGAGACUACCGUGAGGAACAAGCAAGUCAUACUUAAGCAUUACACAAAGGGCUUCCCUGAAGAGUCUGAUCUAAUGAUAGCCACAGCUCUAGACACUAUGGAACUUAAGGUUAAGCCUGGAUCAUCAGCCAUUCUGGUGAAGAAUCUUUUCUUGUCUUGUGAUCCUUACAUGGGGACUUUCAUGAGAGAACCAGACUCCGGAUCAUCAGAGGUUGCUGUGGAAACUUUACCACUUUUGGAUGCUUUUCUCCCCGGCAAGCCCAUAGCUGGAGUUGGAGUGUCUGAGGUGAUAGAUUCCGAUGAUCCAGGUUUUGCAAAAGGAGAUUUUGUUUGGGGAAUCGUCGGUUGGGAAGAGUAUAGUACUGUUAACUCGUUUGGUAGAUUCAGAAUCGAUGUCAAUAUCGAUGUUCCUCUCUCUUACUACACUGGAAUACUAAGUGUGACAGGCUUGACUGCUUAUGCUGGCUUUUUCGAGAUAUGUUCACCUAAGAAAGGAGAGACAGUCUUUGUCUCUGCCGCUGCUGGUGCCGUUGGUCAUCUCGUGGGUCAGUUUGCUAAGUUGAUGGGCUGUUAUGUUGUCGGAAGUGCCGGAAGUAAACAAAAGGUUGAUCUCUUGCUAGACAAAUUUGGAUUUGACGAUGCAUUUAAUUACAAGGAAGAACCUGACCUUAAUGCCGCUUUAAAGAGGUGUUUACCACAAGGUAUUGACAUAUACUUCGAGAACGUGGGAGGCAAAAUGCUUGACUCGGUGCUAAUGAACAUGAACGUACAUGGACGCAUUGCCGUGUGCGGUAUGAUAUCUCAGUACCAUAUUGAAAGCAAAGAAGGUAUUCAAAAUCUACCGGUCGUCAUCUACAAGAGGAUCAAGAUGCAAGGGUUUCUAGCUCUUGACUUCGUUGACAGGUUCCCUAAGUUCUUGGAUUAUGUUGUUCCAUAUCUAAACGAAAGGAAGUUGGUAUAUAUUGAAGACAUUGUUGAAGGACUAGAGAAUGGUCCUGCUGCUCUUUUUCGACUCUUCCAGGGACAAAACAUUGGGAAGCAAUCAAUCAAAAGGGGGAAAAGGAUAAACCCUAAAUUCAAUUCCUCCGACGCACACUUCCUUUGGUUCUGCAGAGCGCCAUCGAUUCGAAUAGCUAUGGGGAUCCUGUCGUGGUUCACCGGAAGCCCUAAGCCUUCGCAACCGGAGACGACGAAGACGGAGAUAAUUCAGACGCCGGCUCCCGGGAUGAACGGAGCCAUCGAAGUUCCUCGUCCCGAUCGCGCGACGGUGUUCGAGUUCGGCUCCGUCGCGGCUACUGGAGACAGAGUCACUCUCGCUGGAUACUGUCCCGUUUCCGACGAUCUCGAACCUUGCCGCUGGGAGAUUGUCCCCGCCGACGGGAAAGACGCGCCGCAGUUUCGCGUCGUCUUCUGAAGAAGAAUCCAAGCGUUCAUCUCUUUCAACAGAGUGAGUUUCUAGAAGAUGUAAUUUGUUAAAUCUCGUAAUUGUAUUUGGUCUGGUUAUGUCAUGUCAAUGUACCAAUUUAAACCGAACAAGUUGAUGGAUGAUUUAAUCGAAACCGGUUUAAUGAAUAUCAUUUUGGGAUUCCACUAA
Molecule: messenger RNA, 1915 nt
Organism: Raphanus sativus (radish)
Lineage: Eukaryota; Viridiplantae; Streptophyta; Magnoliopsida; Brassicales; Brassicaceae
Product: NADP-dependent alkenal double bond reductase P2
Exons: 8
Coding region: 320-1735 (471 amino acids)
Biological process (GO): response to oxidative stress
Molecular function (GO): 2-alkenal reductase [NAD(P)H] activity
Source: RefSeq, a predicted model, not a curated record